Micropterus salmoides (largemouth bass) is the source of this 1602-nucleotide messenger RNA. Its product is annotated as coxsackievirus and adenovirus receptor homolog. The coding region runs from base 550 to 1167 and encodes 205 amino acids. The record is from RefSeq and is a predicted model, not a curated record. The transcript has 3 exons. NCBI's taxonomy places the organism in Eukaryota, Metazoa, Chordata, Actinopteri, Centrarchiformes, Centrarchidae.
CUGUCGUUAACGGGUGUGGCUGGGGUGAUAUUUGGCUCUAGGGCCAAUUCAGAGUAAGCAGGGUAGGCGUUCGGAAGAAGACAGUUAGAAGCUAGGCGAAUCUCUUCGACAGCAGCUUAAACAGUCCUCAGUUAUACCUAAUAGGGUAAUACCCACAGGCCUAGAGGAUCGGGCCCUUUAAGACGGAGAGCUGGUCCAGUACCUCCUGAACAGGGAUAACUCGGGAUCUAACAUCAUGCAUUGGGACACCAUUCUUUGGGUUCCUGGGAGAGGACUCACUUCUCACUCACUUGAAAAAAGUUCAGCCAAGAUCACAAAUAAACAACCUCACGCAGACGUCAGAAAUCACGUGACACCUUCCCCGCUCCCUCGGCUGGGCGGGUCCACUGUAAAAGAAAAGGAAGAAGCAUUCAGUCUGGUCAUCACCUUCAUCAUCUCUGCUUCUAAAUAUGUGACCUAACCUGACAACGAUCGAGAGAUUAUCACUGUAGAUCACCGUAGGCGGUCCGCUGUCAACAGAAACUACAGAGAAGAAAGAAUAAGUCAGUCAUGGUCGCUUUAACAUGGCCGCCAUUCGUGGCUUUGUUCGCAUGUUCAUGGAUCGUUGUUCUGUGUCAAGGGACACAGGAGCUGAAGGUGAAGCCUGGAGAGGACGCCACUCUUCAGUGUCGGGGUCACAGAGGUGCUGACAUAGACCUGCUAAAGUGGAUCAGACCUGACCUGAAGUCAGAUGAUUAUGUCUUCUUCUUCAGAGACGGAAGCUCAAAUGAAAACAACCAGCAUGAAUCUUAUCGUAGUCGAGUGAAACUGAGAGAUCCAGAGAUGAAGGACGGAGACGCUUCUGUGAUUCUGAAGAACGUCAACAUCAACGACGCUGGAACAUAUGAGUGUCAGAUUAGAGAGAAAAAUGAGACAGGCAAAGCUGAACUCGUCACCAUCAUCAACAUGACAGUCUCAGGUCACAAGGCUGGACACAAGGAGGAAGGAGACAAGGAGGGAGGAGGCAAGGAGGAAGGAGACAAGGAGGGAAAUGUUGGACUGAAAGUUGGUCUGCCAGUUUGUGUGAUUCUUCUUCUUCUUCUUGGUGUUGGUGGUUUUGUGAUCUUUAAAAAAUAUAACAGACCCACAGGGAAUCAACAACCUGGUAUAAACAGACAUGAACUGUAGAACCUGCAGCCAGAUUAAGAGACCAGAGGCAGCAGAUGAGAAUUAGUGAGGAUCCAGACUGAAGUCACUCUGGUUACUGUGGGGAGCACUGAUUGGUCGUUACUCUCUGGCUGCUGAUUGGUGGACUGAAUGUGCUGCUGGACAGAAGAAACACAUUCCUCCUGUAAAAUAAACCUGAGCUGUUGACACACGUCUGAUUUCACCUGGAGGCAGGUUAAUGCCAGAUGGGCUGACUGACCAGCAGCUCUGUGGGACAAACAAUAUGACCUGAUGCUGGAACAGCCAGCUGAUUGUUAAUUACAGGAAGUGGUACUGUUAUGACCCUGGGGUCAUAUUUUGUUGUUCGUUUAUCUCUCCUGGCACUGUCAGCUGUUCUCCUCCAUUAAAGUGUGUGUGUGAGUGUAUGCAGGUACUGGAGAACAGAUGGACACACUG